CAUUAGUUCUAAAAAGUUUCACUGCGGGAAAUAUUCAAUCUAGAGUUUCCUUGUUUAUUUUCAGUUCAGAAAUUGACCUGACCAAGAGAAGAGCCUCGUCCCAUCAUAUUAUUUAUUCAAAAGGAAGGAAAAGAUGACGAACAUCUUGCAAUAGAAUGUCAACACAGAACCCCAUGUCUGAUCCCCAUGCUUCUCUCAGGUUUGUAUCUGCCUCUUAUUUUACAUGGAACGAUGUUUCCCCUUAGCUGUGCAACAUGUAAAACUCUUAUCUGACCUUUUGUUGCUUCAAAUGUUUUAAAAUCUCUUUUUACAUAAGUUUCAUUCAGUCUAACCUCUCUAGAACAGAGAACUUCCUAUGGAAGUAGUUGUGCAGUAAUUCUUGCUCUAUGUCCUUCUCAACUGUUAUGUCUGGCUAUGUGCUAAGUCACUGCUUGCUCCUUUUGAUUUUGUGCAUAAAAUAACUGUGCUACCACUAUGUCUCUUGAGCAACCGAUACGCUGGACAGUGCUGAGCUGGGUGGCCAAGAUGAAGGCUGGAAAUGCCUGACGAAAAUCACACUGCAGUGACUGAGUUUGUUCUCCUGGGUUUCACCGACCGUCGGGAGGUGAAGUUUCCUUUAUUUGGGCUCUUUUUGCUCAUCUAUAUCACCACGCUGGGGGGCAACACUGGCAUCAUCGUGCUCGUGCGGCUCAAUGCCUGCCUUCACACCCCCAUGUACUACUUCCUGAGCAAUUUAUCUUUCUUAGACCUCAGCUAUGCCUCCACCGUUGCUCCCAAGCUGCUGGUGGAUCUCGUAGCUCAGCACACCACCAUUUCUUUCUUUGGUUGUGCAACACAAAUGUUCCUCUUUGCCGCCCUGGUUGAUGCUGAGUGCUUCCUUUUGGCUGUGAUGGCCUAUGACCGCUAUGUGGCCAUCUGUCAGCCUUUUCUCUACUCUGUGGCCAUGUCACGCCGAGCCUGUGCCUCCAUGGUAGCUGGGGCUUAUCUCAGCGGGGGCCUGACCUCACUGGUGCACACAUGUUUUACGUUCACCAUGUCAUUCUGCGGCUCCAACACCAUCAACCACUUCUUCUGCGACAUUCCCCCAUUGCUGGAGCUCUCCUGCUCCAGCACCUUGGUCAACGAGGUGCUUCUUAUCACCUUGUGUGGCUUCAUACAAAUCAGCUCUUUCCUGGUCAUCGUCAUCUCCUACACCUGCAUCCUCGGCACCAUCCUUCGGCUCCACGCAGCAGAGGGCAGACACAAGGCCUUCUCCACCUGCGGCUCCCACCUCAUGGCUGUUGGGUUCUUCUAUAGCUCUCUCUUCUUCAUGUACUUGCGUCUUGGCUCCAGCUACUCGUUGGACACAGACAAACUGAUUGGUUUGUUUUACACGGUGAUUUUUCCUUUGCUGAACCCCAUGAUCUACAGCUUGAGGAACAAGGAGGUGAGGGAAGCCUUAAGAAGGACACUAGAGAGAAAAGUGUUUUCUCAGUCGUUUUCUUAGCAGGAAAAACUGCAUCUAAGUUACAUUUCUUAUGAUUCUUUACUAUCUUUGAUUACAAGUUCCUUAUGAUAAUCAUAAGACCUGUGGUGUUUAAUUGCCCUUGUCAGCCCCACCUGAAAUCCCCAAUCCCACACUCAAAAGACCAGGAGCUUUCUCUAAGCCCAAAUCUGGGGUGUUGCUUUUAUUCUUCUUUUGAUCUAUGUUAGAGGAGCCCUAGUUUUUGCUUAGCCUACAGAACACCUUGAUCCAGAUCUCAACCUGUGGGCUGAAUUCCUCACUUGACUCUAGCCAUGUCUUUUCCUUCUGAAUGUGUCUGGCAAGUAGACCUGAUCCUAACCCUGAUCUAUGUGCUGACUUCUGAUCUGGGACUUGGACCUAUCUUAUCUAUACUGUGGCACUGCCUGUGAUGUAUAUUUAUGUUGUUGAAGAGGACACCUUUAACUUUUAACCUUUAAUACCUUUAACUGCAUACUGUAGUGGAGUAACACAGUUGUUAUGCAGUCAUCUUAAACUAAUCACUUCCUUGUUACAGUGACGUGGAUAAUAGCAUGGUUCUGACGUGGGCUGUUAGGUGGUCAAUUUGAGCAUUUCUAUCAAUGUGUUAAGAGGUAUGUCGUAUUCUGAGUAUUUAAUUUCACAGUAAAUGCAGAUAACAGGAGGCAGUGACCUUCCUGUAAGUCAGAUACAAGUUAAUGUGAGUAGGAUCUAACUCCUUUGUCUUCUUUAACUCCAGCAGGUGGUGCUAUUGACUCUAAAAAUUCUCAUAUUUCCCAAACUUAGGACCUCACACAUUAUUUGCUGUUUUGUGUCAAUACUGUGGGCCGAUAUUAUGGCUUUGCAUAGG
This is a messenger RNA of Coturnix japonica (Japanese quail), 2330 nucleotides long. The record is from RefSeq and is a predicted model, not a curated record. NCBI's taxonomy places the organism in Eukaryota, Metazoa, Chordata, Aves, Galliformes, Phasianidae.